Messenger RNA from Ostrinia furnacalis (Asian corn borer), 285 nucleotides. RefSeq names its product U4/U6 small nuclear ribonucleoprotein Prp4-like. The record is from RefSeq and is a predicted model, not a curated record. NCBI's taxonomy places the organism in Eukaryota, Metazoa, Arthropoda, Insecta, Lepidoptera, Crambidae. The coding region runs from base 23 to 271 and encodes 82 amino acids. The transcript has 2 exons.
AGAAGAUGCAAUCCACAAGAAAAUGGAAGAGGAGGAGGCCCGUAUAGAAAGGGACAGAGGUCGCGAGGGCACGUGGUACCACGAAGGACCUCCGGAAUUGAGGGACGCUAGGCUUUGGAUCGCUCGGUAUAGCUUGCCGAGAGCCAAACAGAGGCUAACGAAAGCCCGUGAGGACCUGCAACUAGCAGGUAGCGUAAGGGCAGCAGCGAAACAAGACUCCCAGCGAAAGGCGUCUGCCAUCUCCAUAUAUUGCAGCCAGGUAAUUUACUAAAUCAGUGGUUCCCA